GUCUCGGCUGCCGCUGGGGAGGAGGCGCCGGCCGCCCGCCGCCCCUGGAGUCCUCGCCGCUCCAAGGCGCCCGGUGGGAGUCAGGUGCUCCGCCGCCCCCUGCGCUCUCGGCCCGAGGGCAUGCGGCAGCCGCGGAGACUCCGGCUCCCGGGCGCGGGGCGCGGGUGAGCGUGAGCGGAUGUUCAUCUCUUCUCCACGAUGAAUGAGUGUCACUAUGAUAAACGGAUGGACUUUUUUUAUAACAGGAGCAACACGGACACUCCCAAUGAGUGGACAGGAACGAAGCUUAUAAUUGUUUUGUGUGUUGGAACAUUUUUCUGCCUCUUUAUUUUUUUUUCUAAUUCUCUGGUCAUUGCAGCAGUGAUCAAAAACAGAAAGUUUCAUUUCCCCUUCUAUUACCUACUGGCAAAUUUAGCUGCUGCAGAUUUCUUUGCUGGAAUUGCCUAUGUAUUCCUGAUGUUUAACACUGGCCCAGUUUCAAGAACUUUGACUGUCAACCGCUGGUUUCUUCGCCAGGGGCUUUUGGACACUAGCUUGACUGCCUCUCUUACCAAUUUGCUGGUUAUUGCUGUGGAGAGGCACAUGUCAAUCAUGAGGAUGCGGAUCCAUAGCAACUUGACCAGAAAGAGGGUGAUAUUGCUCAUUCUGCUGGUGUGGGCCAUCGCCAUCUUCAUGGGGGCAGUCCCCACAUUGGGCUGGAAUUGCCUCUGCAACAUCUCUACUUGUUCUUCCCUGGCCCCUAUUUACAGCAGGAGUUACCUCAUUUUCUGGACUGUGUCCAACCUCGUGGCCUUCUUCAUCAUGGUGGUGGUAUACCUACGGAUCUACAUGUAUGUCAAGAGGAAAACCAAUGUCUUAUCCCCACAUACCAGUGGGUCCAUCAGCCGCCGGAGGGCUCCCAUGAAGCUAAUGAAGACAGUGAUGACUGUCUUAGGCGCAUUUGUAGUGUGCUGGACCCCAGGGCUGGUGGUCCUGCUCCUGGAUGGCUUGAACUGCACUCAGUGCGGUGUACAGCACGUGAAGCCCUGGUUCCUGCUGCUGGCGUUGCUCAACUCCGUCAUGAACCCCAUCAUCUACUCGUACAAGGAUGAGGACAUGUACAGCACCAUGAAGAAGAUGAUCUGCUGCUUCUGGCAAGAGAACCACCCGGAGAGGCGCCCCUCCCGCAUCCCCUCCACGGUCCUCAGCAGGAGUGACACGGGCAGCCAGUACAUGGAAGACAGUAUUAGCCAAGGCACCGUCGGCAACAAAAGCAGCUCCUAAACUUCAGACUCUGCUCCGCCCACCCAGGCCUCUCUGGGAACCAGAGUUGUUAAGAAUGUUUACCUGUCUCUGUGAAGUCCAAGACAGUGUUACUUGAGGUCUACAUUAAUCACUGCGAGAUACAGAACAAUUUUUUUCUUUGAUGUCAUAGUUGAAAAGCAUGGGCAGUAAAGAGAAGACACAGUGCAUUUAGCGAGCAUAAGCAGACACUCAGGAGACAGCGCCGAUUCCGGUCCUGUGAACUGUUCAGAGGAUCCGCCAGCUGGCUGGGGCUGGGCUCCAUCCUGCAGCCAUUCUCUUUGUAUUUUAAAAGAUGUCGUUAAGAGGCUUAGGCCACAAUAAAUAAUAAAUGAUGUUACUUGAGCCACCUAAUGUAACUGCUAGGAAAACCUAUGUAGUUUUUUCUGCAUGCAUUUAAGACUUUCAGAAGUGCUUCAGCAAUGGUAUAUUUUUUCCUCAACGAAACCAUGGCCAGUAGCUAGUUGUUAAUAGAAAUUUAAGAACAACAGGUCAAUAAACUUGAUUUUUUUUUUUUAACCCAAAGGCCUUGGUGUGGUCCUGUACUCAUGCAUGCAUGUGUACCUGCAUGGCUACUUAUGCAAUUUAACUUUGUAUUGAAAAAUUCCUAGGACAGUGUUGGUGAAGUAAAUUUACCGGUUUCCUAGACUUUCUGACCUAGGAUGGUUGCUGUAGAAGUGACCUUUUGUGCUGUAAAUGAAAAUAGAAAGUUCACUUAAAGUCAGACAGUUUUAAAAAAAAAAUUUUUUUUCUGCUAUUAGGAAUUGAACUCAGGACUUUGUGCUUGCCAGACAGGUGUGGCAACACUGAGCUACAUCCCCAGCCCUAAAUCAGACAGUUUUUAUAGCAGAGAAAAAGAUUAUGUUGAGCAAAUGGAAAGGGUUCCACGCAGGAUCAAAUCUGAUGGCCAGAAUCCUUACUUGUAGUUUCCUUCAUAUGCUGGUGGCUUGUUAGAUUUGAUAUGUGGACUAAUUCCACAUCUCGUAUUUUUCCCAACGUUAUCAGCAUAUUUAGGGCCUUAUCUUAUUUGUGGACUACAUUUUGACCCAGGUCCUAUUUUGAGUUGUUCUCCUUCAAAGACCUAAGUAGGCAACAUGAAAGGUAAAUCAGUAAAACAGAAAAAAAAAGUUUUGUACACAUAGGCUACCUACCAAAGUUUUCUAAGUCAUUUAGAGUAUAUUCUGAUUUAAAAUAUAAAUAACUUCAAGGCAGAUAAUAUAGUAUUUAUGUAGUUUGCAAAAGAAGUUUACAUUUUUUAGCUAUUGUGAUGUAACAUUUAUGUGCAAGAACUACUUGUAAUAAAAGAAUUUGAGAAGUCAUGCUUUUAGAUAUUAUAGCCUAAAAUAAAGAGUAUUAUGAUUUCAAAGUGUAGACUUCAUAAGCUCUGUGUAGUAAGUGGUCUAUCUGAAGCUUAUAUCAAAGCUACCUAUAAAAUAAAAUUUAAGACAGAUCUGUUCUGUCUUGUUGA
Heterocephalus glaber (naked mole-rat) is the source of this 2749-nucleotide messenger RNA. RefSeq names its product lysophosphatidic acid receptor 3 (gene Lpar3). Lineage: Eukaryota; Metazoa; Chordata; Mammalia; Rodentia; Bathyergidae. The record is from RefSeq and is a predicted model, not a curated record. Gene Ontology annotation, cellular component: membrane. Gene Ontology annotation, biological process: G protein-coupled receptor signaling pathway. Gene Ontology annotation, molecular function: lysophosphatidic acid receptor activity.